Ambispora leptoticha is the source of this 1644-nucleotide messenger RNA. NCBI's taxonomy places the organism in Eukaryota, Fungi, Glomeromycota, Glomeromycetes, Archaeosporales, Ambisporaceae. The record is from the annotation of a GenBank genome assembly.
AUGACUAUACAACUAGAUCAACUCGCACCCGAACUGUUAUUCAAAAUAUUCACAUGGCUCGACAGACCUCAAGCAUUUUCAAUCACCUGCCAAAAGCUUCACUACAUUACCAAAGAUCCUCAUGCACGAGCGGAUCACUUCCUCAGAAAGUACGGUCCUAGAUUGGCUAUCUUUUACUCGAUAAAAAACCAUGCUAAGAUAGUCAACAAAGAAACAGCCGAAGCAUUGAUAUCCGCUGGCGCGAUAGUGUCGCGGAAUUUGGCACAACGACUGGUAAAAGACUAUCUCGAACGUCAGCCUAACGAAUAUUUUAGGUGCUGCUGGACAAGUAAGUUAUCCUUUGGAACAUACCUGGUCUUUUUAAAUAAAGCACAUGAACUGUACGGCGAUAAUUUAUGGGCAAAGGAUGCAAUGGACGACUGGGAACAGUUCCGGAUUUGUGUCUCCUUGUUGAGUGGGUUAGACUUUGACCUUAUUGAUCAACAAAGCAAUACUAGUGACUCUAAUCGUGAAUAUAUAAAGGAGCUAGUAAACCGCUAUCAAGUCGUCCCCCUCCCUCUUCAAUAUAGUUAUGCCGCGAUAUCGGACACCUUUGUCACAAUUGCACGAAUUGGAGAUCAACAGUUGCUAGACAUGUCACUUUACGACCUAUCGAAAUUCGAUCAUUAUGAGAUGGUCAAUAUAAUACCGACCAUCAUUGAAAAACUUAUAUACAACAAACCUACGCCCCAGCAUCUCAAAAAGCCGUUGGACAACCUGUUCGCCUUCGAUUAUCGAAUUCUUGAAGAAUUGGCAUUAGAGUUAAUUCGAAAUUGUGGUCUCUACAAGGUCCCAAAUAUAAUUCUGGAGACGUUGAUCGAACGACGCGAUUCACUGCCGUUUGACCUGAAUCAAGUGUUAAUUCGAGCGAUCAAUGACAAAUUCCACUGCACGUAUAUGUACAACGGCGCCCCGGAUAACAUCGAAUCAUUGUAUCAUUAUUUUCCAGAAUUUCGAGAACAAAUACGCGAUAACCUGAUCGCCCUCUUUUCAAAUACUCAAUAUGGAGGUAUCGUGUGCAAUCGAAAUGAUGCCAGUUACUACGGAUACGGUGUGGGUUGUGUGGCCAUGGAAUUCAUUCUCAAUAAAUUUGGGCCGUAUGAUCAGGUGACUGAACUUUGCUUUGAUGCUAUUGUGCGGGAUAUUAUUGAUAAGGAUAACAAACCGAAUAAUAGAUCAUCCGAAUUUUUCACUAAAUACCUUGAAGCUGGUGUCAGAGUUCGACCUGAACAUCUAAAGAUGGUAGCAGAAAAGGGUAUGAAAGCAAAAUGGUUUCUGAAAGAACUAUUUGCGGCAUUAGACAAAUCUUUAAGAGGAGAAAAAACUAUGGAAACUCCUUGUCAUCGCGGUAGAAGCAGAGCAUCCUUGGAUCUUAGUAAAGUAGCGCCUUCAAUUGUUAAUGCCAUGAAAACUUUAUCUGAAGAAAAGCACCAACAACAGGACGAACACGAAUCAUCUUUAGAAGAUAAUAAAGCAUUAUGGCGUAAAGUUUUCGAGGAACUUCUUGAUCAAGAACGUGAAAAACCUCGAAAUGCAAAACAAUGGUCCACAAAGUCACGAUUAUAUCGAAUGCUUGAAGAAUCACAUAAGCGACACUUUCGAUGA